Messenger RNA from Effrenium voratum, 422 nucleotides. The record is from the annotation of a GenBank genome assembly. Lineage: Eukaryota; Dinophyceae; Suessiales; Symbiodiniaceae.
UUUUGUGCCUUAGCUUAGUGCACUUGCGGUGAUGGCACGCAAAGCUCGCCUCAUUGCCGGAGGGCCAGGUCCAGUUACUGGCGGCCUGGGUCAUCCUCGGGCUCCAACUCAAGGCACGCAUCGAGCACGGGCCUGCGUUGCUUGGCUCUGCCUUGGCCUGGCCACGACCUUUGUCGCAUCGUCCACCCUGCGGCGGUCAACUUCUUUGCCGAGGAGAGGUGAAGGGUUCACGGAGGCGCCAGCGCCAAAGGCCAAGUCCACCAUCAGCCGAGAGCAGCUGGAGCGGGAUCACGGCGCCAGCUGGGAGUUGGUGGACAAGAUCCUGAAGGGCGAGAGGGCUGCCAGCCCAGAGGCGAUCAUGCGGGCGCGCUUUACGGCAUUGCGGUUCAAGGAUCCGCAGUUCCUAGCUGCCACGGAGAAGG